AUGCAUUGCUCAGAACUUCUUUUGGACAACUUCUCAAUAUUUGGAGAGGAGAGGCUUCUGUCAGGUCACUCUGCCAUAAAGCCCCGGCUGGUGGAGGGCUGCAGUGAUGGUCUGGACCUGACGAUUUUCAGCAUGACCAGUCCAGGAAUGGCCUUGCUGUUCACCCCCGAGACAGAUUGUGUUCUGGUGGGGGACAGUGAGGGGCAGGUCCCUGUGUACGAGCCGAAGAACCUGCCAGAUGGAGGCAGCACACAGAUGGAGAAUUUGGAGGAUGUAAUCCGGUCCACACUGUCCAGUCAACACACAUUAGGAAAGACUGACGGAGACACAUACUGUAGGAGGGUCAGGCUGUUUGUCUUGACCUCUCCAUCAUCAUAAUCUUUAUUCUCUGGCAGACUGAGCGACUCCAUUUACACAACAGUGGGUUUACAGCACAUUGCCUGU
Messenger RNA from Carassius gibelio (silver crucian carp), 444 nucleotides. Its product is annotated as dynein axonemal intermediate chain 4-like. The transcript is spliced from 3 exons. The record is from RefSeq and is a predicted model, not a curated record. Bases 1 to 378 code for a protein of 125 amino acids. Lineage: Eukaryota; Metazoa; Chordata; Actinopteri; Cypriniformes; Cyprinidae.